Messenger RNA from Anneissia japonica, 7608 nucleotides. RefSeq lists its product as uncharacterized. The coding region runs from base 33 to 5663 and encodes 1876 amino acids. The record is from RefSeq and is a predicted model, not a curated record. Gene Ontology annotation, biological process: attachment of spindle microtubules to kinetochore; cell division; protein localization to kinetochore. The transcript is spliced from 18 exons. Lineage: Eukaryota; Metazoa; Echinodermata; Crinoidea; Comatulida; Comatulidae. Gene Ontology annotation, cellular component: nucleus.
CAUUGGGUGUCUGGAACUCACCACAUGAUCAGAUGGACAAUAAAAAUCAGCCAACCUCUGAAGUUGGAGAUGAGGAUGUUGUUACUGGACCUACAAUUCAAGGACUUGAUUCUUUGUUGUCAGCCCCAAUAAAAGACCAGACCGAACAGAAUUCUUUGCCAGCAAGCAUGGUUCUGCAAGAAGAUAGAGUUGAUUUCCAACCAAAGGAACUAACAAUGACUAUGGAUUUUACCCAAACUCAUGGAGCCAUUCUUACUGAUAUUGAAAAUCAUCACACUAUGCAAAGAAGUAGAAUUUCAUCUUCAGAGACAGAGAGUGAUGCCUCUAUCCAGCAUGAUAUUGAUGUUCCAAACCCGACAUUUGUAGGUCCGUCUUACUCAUGUUUAAUGCCAGUAUCAUUCAGUAGUAGCACUGCAACAGAGCCAGGGGACUCUGUUUCUGUAGCUGCUGAAAUGGACCAGACAAGAGUCUUUCAGAGUGAUGACACUACAGGAUUUAUGGAUCUCACCAACUGCUACGGUGGAUUGAUGAAUUCAUCCACAAGUGAGCGGAAAAGUCAAAAGACUGACACCAACUCUUUCCUCCAGUCUUUAAUCAAACCCACUCAACAUAGGAGCAAUACAAGUGAAUUCCUGCGAAGUUUGAUGACUCCCAAGUGUAAUAAUGAUAAUCUGCAGACUGGAUGUUUACCUCAAACAGACACAGGCAUUACUUCUUACACUAAAGAUAGUUCAUUUCCAGAGACCAAGAGCUGUGUAGAUGUAAACCAGUUGGUGCAGUACAGACCAGAUAUGGAAGUGGUGAUUCAAAGUACUGGUAUUGACAAAGAGAAUCAAGAUCACUCAAUAUUGUUAGCAGCAAAUAGGAGUGGAUCUCUUCAGUUGACAGGUAACAAAACCAGAGUUUUCUCCAAUGACCAAGCUGAUAUGGAUAUGACAGAGUGUGUGCCUAGUAAUGCACUUAGUAUAUCCCAAGUAGAAAAUAAGAACUGUAGAACGAGCCACAUAUUAACAGAGGAUCAAACAAGAAUGUUCACUACAGAGGAUGCAGAGAAAAUGGAAAUGACAGAUGGUGUUGGAAAUGUGUUACAGGCAUCAUUCUCUCAAGAUUUGAAAGAUAAGAAGAUUGCAGAUCAGACAGUAAUGCUUUCUGAGAGUCAAGAUCACUCCAUAUUGUUAGCAGCAAAGAGGAGUGGUGCUCUUGAGUUGGCAGAUAACAAAACCAGAAUUUACUCCAAUGAUGACCAAGGUGAUAUGGAUAUGACAGAAUGUGUGCCAAGUAAUGCACUUAGUAUAUCUCGUGUGGGAACUGAAGAAAGCCAGCGUAGAACUAGCCACAUAUUACCAGAGGAUCGAACAAGACUGUUCACUACGGAGGAUGCAGGAUUAAUGGAAAUGACAGAGUGUAUUGGAAAUGUGUUACAGGCAUCAUUCUCUCAAGAUUUGAAAGAUAAGAAGGUUGCAGAUCAGACAGUAAUGUUUGCUGAUGGUGGAGAUGCAGAUAUGGAUGAAACAACACCUCUUGGACAAAUUCAGUUAUCCAGCAGUUCUUCAGUGGCAGGACAUGAAGACUACAAGCCAUCAUUCCGAAAUAAAUCUCUUAGCAUUAUCCAGGAAGUAGACGAUGAGAACGUAAGCAGAAGAAAUUCAAGUGUUAUUAAUUGUACUUCUACUAAUGAUCAUAAAUAUAUUGAUAGAACAACGCAUGGGGCAUUUGUCAAUGACUUUACCAUUGGUAUGGACUUCACAGCCAAUGUUGGUCAGAUUAUUAGACCAAAGUAUACAAGUACUCCUUUUCAACAAACCUUAUCAAAAAGUCUUUGCGCAAAAGAUAAUGUAUUAGGGCAGGAAAUUACUAGUUCUCAAGGUGAGAUGAACCAAGAAAGCAAAUCAGGGAAAGAAUCUAAAGGCCAAACUUUAGAGAUGCCCAAAUAUAUGGAGGAAGAAACUGUCAAAAUGGAACUGACAUCUUGUGUCGGAGGACCAAUGCCAGAAAAUCUUAAAAGAACUUCAGGAGGAUUUGAAAAUCAUUGUUCUGCAUCAGAAAUAACUAGAAUAUUUGGUUUAGGGGAACACACUAACAGAAUGGAGUUGACAUCUUGUGUUGGAGGACUUUUGCAGCAAUCUUCAAAAAUAGGCCAACACAAUAUUACUGUUGCAGAAAUGACAUCAGCUGUUAGUAUUGGUGAGGAUACUGGAAAAAUGGAGCUAACCUCAUGUGUUGGAAGACUUGUGCCAACAAACCAAGUAAAAACUCCAGUGAGUGUGAGAAACGUAAUACCUGCUGUAGAGACAACACAAGUUUUUGGUAUGGGAGAAGAAACUGGAAGGAUGGAACUAACAUCUUGUGUUGGAGGACUUUUGCCAACAAAUCCAAGAAAAACUCCAAUGAAUGUCAGAAACAUAAUACCUUCUGUAGAGAUGACACAAGUUACUGGAAGGAUGGAGCUAACAUCUUGUGUCAGUGGUUUGUUACAAAGUAAUCAACCAAAAACUCCAAAGAGUGAUAGAAAAGAACCACCAGCUGCAGAUACAACUACCAUGCCAGAGGAUACUAGAAAAAUGGAAAUGACAUCUUGUGUUGGAGAGCCUGUGUCAACACAUCAAACUUUAUUGAAAGAUAGAAGCAAAACAUCUGUUGCAGAGACAACACAUUUAUUUGGCAUGACGGAAGAUACUGAAAGGAUGGAAUUUGCAAGCUGUGUUGGAAGUCUUCACAUGAGCAAUACAAGCAAUGAAGCUGCUGCAGAGACAACUGUUUUUGGUAUUAGAGAGAAUACUGGAAGAAUGGAACUAACAUCCUGCGUUGGAGGUUUUGUACAAACAAAUAAAGUAAAACCUUCAAAUAAUAUAAAAAUACCUGCAGCAGAAAUGACAAGAGUUUUUGGCACAGGAGAUGAUACUGGAAUGAUGGAACUAACAUCUUGCAUAGGAGGACUGCAAGAUGCAACAGCUACUUUUCGCAUGGAAGAAAAUACUGGAAAGAUGGAUAUAACAUCUUAUAUUGGAGGACUUCCUCAAACAAGUCAAGCAAAAACUCCAAUAAGUAGGAAAACACCUGCUGCAGAGAAGACAAGAGUUUAUGGCAUAGGAGAUUAUACUGGACGGAUGGAACUAACAUCAUGUAUUGGUGGUUUGCUACCAACAUCAUUUGUCGAUCAGCAUCAGAAAACAGCUCAAGAAAAAAUGCCAGAGAGUAAUAGAUGCAAAAUACCUGCUGCAGAAACUACCAAAUUAUUCUCCAUAGGAGAAGAUACUGGAAGAAUGGAACUUACAUCAUGUGUUGAAGGUGUUUUGCAGCAAUGCAAUGAGAGUUCUCAAGCAGAUAUUGAAAGAAAAUAUUGUAUUCCAGAAGAUACUGGCAUCAUUGGUCUACAAAAAGAAUCUGACAAAAUGGAUCUAACUUGCAUUGAUAAUCAUUUGCAGCAAUGUGAGGUGGUUGAAAGUGAUGGAGAAGAACCAGUUGCUAAGAUUCACAAUACAGAAUCUGAAAUGAUUGGCUCAAUAUCAGAUAUCAACAUUUUUCUGACGAGCAAGAAGAGUGACAUUACAAACUCACAUGCACAGAUUCCAGAUAUGAUUAAUCAAAGUAACAUCUCUCAGAUUGCUGACUUAGGAACUCGUAUCCUAGAAACUGAGACGAUGAAUAUGAACUCUGUAAAAGCUUUACAACAACUUUCAUCAUCCAUUGCCAGUCAAAGCACGUCAGUACCAGUUACAGAAAAUAUGGCAGAGUCUGAGCAUUCUGAAGUGAGUUCCAUAGGAAUUGAUAUCUUGGGUACUGAUGACAAAGAUCGCUCUGCAGGAACUUUCACGAUUUUGAAAAGUGGGGAUGCAGAUACAUUCACAAUAGCAGGUGAAUCUGAAAGUUGCCGACAAGCGGAAUGUCCUGAAGAGGUAUUUCCACGUGCAAAGAGAAAGCAAGAGGUGGACUGUCUUGAAGAAUCACGCCCACAUAGUAAACUUCUAAAGACAGAUUUACAUGACACGUUUGUGACUCGGGAAAAAGAAGAGUCAACAAAAGGUAUUCUUGAAGAACUUCCACCAGAUGAAAUAGAGGAACUGGAGAACCUAGAUUUAACUGCAGCUACAACUUUUCAUGUAAAUGAGGUGGCAAGUAAUUGUAAACCAAGUGUCAGUUCAGAUGAAGAUGGCAGUCAAAAAGAAAGUCUCUCAAAGUCAAUACUGGACCGCACAGUAAUGGAUAACUUAAGCUUUCUCGAUACGGCAAAAUCGGCAGGUAAUGAGAUCACUGUGGGUGAAUUCUUGGAGAAAUUCCUAAGUGCCAACUUAACAUCACUACCACCAGCAACCAACGAUAGAAGAAGUUUAAUGCCAGUACUACAGCGAUCAGAACCAAAUGACCUUGCAAGCUGUCUGCGGUCAUCCUGCAUCGACACCCCAAAGUGCCAGAUGUAUGAAUGGGCAGUGGAGUAUGUCAGCCAGAAUAUUGAAACGAUGGAGCGUUCAGUGUCUGAGCUGACCGAGAAGCUGUAUCACAAGGAAGAGAUGAAAAAAAAGAUGAUUAUAGGUUCAACUGAAAUGAAAGGGUUUGAAAAACGGGUUCAGAAGCUACACCAAGUGUGUCGGAAAGGGACAAAAACAAGCUGGAAGGAAUGGAAAUCCAAAAUGCUGUCAUCAAUACUCACAUCAGUCACGGAGCGUCAUGACCAUUUGAAGAAGACAGUUGAAAGCAUUUCAGAAUUUGUCACCCAGAUUGACAGUGAUAUACAGGAGCUCGAGAAAUAUGAAACUGAUUUAGACACAGCUAUCAAUGAGCUGGAAUCAUUAGACCUGCCAGAUGAGGAGCAGCAACAACUGUACAUUGAACAACAGGGUAAAAUUAGCCUACUGGAGAGGGAGCUAGAGGGUAUGCAGGAAAACCAGACAACAUUGCAAAAGGAAUAUGAAUUGUUGGUAAAAGAGGAGGAAUGGGUACAGAGUGAGCUUCAGGACUUAGAGGAAAAGAGAAACAAAGUAGAGGAGGUUGAUAAUGUUGCCGAGAACUUACAAACAGCUUACAACAAGUGCAAACGCAUAGAAAGACUGUGUGAAGGUAAAGUUAAAGAGUGGGAUGAUUCCAGUUGUGCCGUGGCAUUCCUUUACGAUUCCCUCUGGCUGCGAGUUACAUAUGGUGGAGCAGUUCUCAAUGAUUUAAAAGAGAGAGUUGUUUCAUCGGUACAGUUUGAGUCAUACCUUGAGAACACUUCAGCUCCCUCAGCGCAUUUGUCGCACAUCAUGAUGCAAGAAGCUGUUGAUUGCAAGACCCUACUUCAGAAAUAUCCAACAACCAACUGCCUACCAAAGAUGUUGGAAGAAUUAUCUUAUAUUGCUUGUCAUGCCAGAAGUCUUGAAUGUGAUAUUCGGCAUGUGCAGUUUUGGCAUCCGGUCGAGAUACAUAACACCAAAGUUGAAGUUGAAUUUUCAAAUUUCCGUGCAUUUGCUAAAUUCUACAUUACAUUUGAAUUGGUACCGGAUAGCUAUCCCGCAGCUCCUGUCAAGUUCACCUUCACCAACAAGAUAGGCAAAGUCAGUGAGGAUGAUAUUAAUACUGUUGUCACCGGUGUACGGCCUGGCUACUGCUACUUCAAGAGACUUGUGGAAGCUGUGGAUACUUACAUUAAAGAAUGCUCCAUUAAUACUGAUCAUAGUGAAGAAUCAUAACUUGUAUCCAUAUUCAUUAUUAAUUGUCAUUAUUAUUAUUCUUAUCUAAUAAUGGUAUAACCUGAAUCUAUAUUUUAUUAUUGUUUUUAUUAUUGAAUCAGCUAUGGCUACAUUUAUAUUCAGCAUAUCACUGCAGAAAAUGAAAUAGUUAAUCAUUAAUCACUAUUUAAUGAUCUAGAUCAGCGGUAAAAUCUGAAGAAGAAAAAUUAAUUUCCAAACUUAAUUGCACAUUUAAAAGAAUUAAAUGAGUUUAUCAACUUCCAAUCACACAGAUUACAAAAUAGAUUUCCUUGAUUUAUACACAUUUUACUGUAAAGAAAAAUAAUUGAUAUCAGACAAUUUAACUGUCUAUGAAAGAAUAUAGGCACAGUAUCAUUUUUAGAUUUGUUAAUUAUUGUCAAUUUUCCCUGUUUCUAAUUCAAAUUUGGAAUAAGGUAAUAAAUUCAAUGCAGAAAGUAAGCAAUUAAAAGAAUUUAAUUUUAAGCUACGUUCAGGCAUAUCUAACGCCAGACGUAGGUUAAUCCUUGGCGUAACUAGCAAGAUGCCCAGACUGGCCAAUUAGCGUAUCGCUAGCGUAAGUAUUCACGCGAAUAUUUGUAUUAGUAAUCAUGCAUUUUAUGUCCUGUUCACAUCUAGACUUAUUGUGACUGGUCAAGUCCUGGUCGAGUUCAAAGUCAUUGGUGCAUGACUUUCGUAACUCAGUGAUGUACGCUAGUCUGGGGUCCGUUGGCGCGUUAAUACUGGCGUUCGCUACCCUGCGCACAAGUUCGCCCCGCUCGUAUGAAGGAUUGGAAUAUAUAUAAUCAGCUCUCUGCUGACUUAUUCUAACAUGACUUGUAAACAGUAUUAAUUGCACUCAAAUCUAUCAGUUAUCAAUUUAUACUCUAGCUAGAGACAACAAAAAAAUACCUGGUUAUGUUUUAUUUCCAUUUAAGUCAGUCUAACAGUUUAAAAACCCUACGUCAAGGCAGAGAGCCUGGGCUGCAGCACCACACAGUGUUUUUUACCAUGGUACCUUCAUUUUUUUUCUUUAGAGGUGUCAGAAUACAAGAACUAAAGAUGUUUUUUAAUGAAUUUUGUUGUGUGUGUAGUAUGUAUUUUGCAUAGCACUCUUAUAUUUGAUGUUUAAUUUUUGUAUAAAUCUUAGAAUACUGUAUGAGAUUUACAGUAAAUUAAAUGAUUGAUACUUAAUAUUUGUCAUUCAGUUAUGUCCUAUUGGUGUGUAAUACUAUAGUUUGUACAAUUCAGGAAUUUUUAGAUAAGGAAAUGUAUGAUUAUUACAUGGGCGAUAGGUGUAGAUCGUUUAACCAAUAGAUCGCAUUGAAAACUUCACUUGUCUGCCAUCUUUGUAGAGAUUACAUUCGACCCAAACCACCUCCAUUAUAGUACUAUGUAACUACUCUUAUUUAAGGUGUGGACUAGAUCGUAUAGCUACUCUAGUCUGUCCACAACAGGGGAUGUAUGGUCCAGUACCCUGGGGUAACCCCAAAUCGUAUUGGAUUCUUUAAAGUACAUAUGGGUCAAAUUGUGUACACUGGGCCUACGGUUUAUAGUCCUUAUUUGAGAAGACUUGUUCCACCACCAGAACCAUAGACAAGUGAGCUGUUCAAACCAGCUCCAAUAUUAUAGCUUUACAUUGAGUGAACACCUUAGAUGCACAUAAACCUGUUCUUAAUCUUCAUUUUACACGAAUCAAAACAUGUUGUUUAUGCUGUUAAAAGCACUUUAUUAUAUUUUGCAAAUGCCUAUAGCCCUUGCCAGUAAUCAUUUUUAGAAGGUAGGCUAUAUGGGCCAAUCAAACCCGUCAGCAUUUUUAAAAAAAUUUCAGAUUUUCAAUAUUCAGUCUCCCAUUUUCAAAAUCCCGAAUCUACUUGUAACUGGCCAGUGGACAUACCAUGUAUAAUGUAUAUAAUUUAUUUCAAUAAAAUGAAAUACUGUAUGGGUA